CCUGUGUUUAUAACUUUCGUGCUAUGAACAAGUGUUUAUUUAUCUUCCUGUUAAGCGAAGUUGAAAUAAUAGAAACGAUACAAUUCGUGCUUUAAAAUUUAAAAAAAAAUGUGUAAUAGUGGCCCGUAAAUUUGAAAAAUUAUUAUUCAUUAUGAACACGAGUUUUACGUAAGAAAUUUUAAAGAAAGUAGUGCUAUUUUUAUUCUUUUAAUAUGAAUACUUCAUGUGCCAGCAGAUUUUUAAAAAUUAAACGCAGUCUAACACAUAAAGACGUUUUAUGCUGUUUUUUUAUAACUGCGAAAAGAUUUUCCACUAGGGAACUCUUAAAUGAAGCGUACUGUCGCACAAAACUAAAGUGUCGUUCUAAAAAGCUCCCACAAGAUGUCAAUCCCCAAGGAGUUUUUGCAUGCAAUGAGCUUGAUCUUUCUGAGGUGAAGGUAUAUGGGUUUGAUUAUGAUUAUACACUUGCUCAUUAUAAGCCCAGUCUUGAACAUUUACUAUAUAAUCUGGGACGGGACAUGCUACUCGAAAAAUACAAGGAAUUAGAGUACCCAGCUGGAAUAGCUAAUCUGGAGUACAAACCAGACUUUGCUGUUCGAGGAUUGCAUUAUGACAUUGAAAAGGGAUUACUAUUGAAAUUAGAUUCAUUUCUACAAAUACAGUUUGGGGCUGUUUACAGAGGGUUGACACCUGUGCCAACUGAGGAAGUUCUUAAACUGUACAAAAAUAGAAUUAUACCUAUUGCAUAUGUUGAAGGUGACACAAGGGCUCACAAGACAAAUAUAGCAAAGAUGGUUCAUUUGGCAGAUUUGUUCUCUGUACCAGAAAUGGGUUUGCUGUGUAAUGUUGCUGAGUAUUUUAAUAAGAAUCAUAUAGAUUAUCACCCAGAGAUACUCUUUUUGGAUGUCAAGAACUCUGUUCAACAUUGUCAUCCGAUCAUGCACAAAAUCGUUGCUCAAAACGUGGAGGAAUACGUGAGACCAAAUUCAGGUCUUAAAAAAUACUUUCGACUUCUUCAAGAAGAAGGAAAGAAGCUGUUUCUAGUCACAAACAGUCCCUUUCAUUUUGUGAAUGCUGGAAUGGAAAUGCUAGUUGGUCACGAGUGGAGAGAUUUCUUCGAUGUCGUUAUAGUAAAUGCGAAUAAACCUAAGUUUUUCACUGAAGUUUCAAGGCCAAUUAGGGUGUUCGACAAAAAUGCAAAUACACACAUAUGGGAGAAAGUAACAUCCUUAGAAAAAGGCAUUAUUUAUUACGAGGGUACAGUGAAGCAAAUGCAAGAUCUGACGGGUUGGAGUGGCCAUCAAGUUCUAUAUUUCGGUGAUCAUCCAUACAGUGAUCUCGCUGACGUCACACUCGAACACGGCUGGAGGACCGGAGCAAUUAUUAAUGAACUAACGCAUGAAAUAAACACACUGAACACAAAUACGUUCAAACAGAACGCGAACUGGCUUCAAAUGCUCACCCAGCUUAUCGAGGACCACCAAGACUAUAAGCAGCCCGAGGCCCUAGAGAUCAUUGAUAAAUGGAUGGCUGAGAGAGAUUACCUCAGAAACGCAACAAAAUCAGUAUUCAACCCUCAAUUUGGAAGCGUCUUUCGCACAUAUCACAAUCCCACAUACUUUUCAAGGCGUUUAUUCCGAUUCGCGGACAUCUACACGUCAAAUAUAAGACAUCUACUUAACUACUCACUCACUCACACGUUUUACCCUCGUCGUGGUGUAAUGCCACACGAAUAUGGAUCGUAUUUCGUCUAGAAUAAGGAAACCACAACGAACAGUAUAUUUUGCAUUAUACACGCACAGUAUUUGUUAAGACCCAAUCAUGAAAUCAACGAAACUUUGAAGAAUAUUGUAUUUUUUAACGUGUUUAUUCCAUGUAUAUAAAAAAUAAAUUAUAUAUCUAAGCUUACGGUUAGAUUAGGCGGCUCAAAAAUCAAAUAAAAAUGGUCAUACGCUGUGCAAGCAAGACUAUGAUUACCUUUUAUAUAAGUUUUUUCUAUAUCAUUGUUUUAUAAAUUAUACUUUUAGCCUCAAAAAAUUAUGUUGAAAAUUUAUAUAUUUUAUUACUAGUUUUGUUUUAUCGGUUUUGUUUAUUAUUAUCUUAUAAGCGUAGAUUUUAUACAAUGGUCUUUAAUACUUCCAUAUUAUUGAACCAACGACGUAUAGCCCUUUGUUCUUAAACGCACUACGCCUCAACUAGCUAUUUAAUGCAUUGUCCUUAUUACUCUCUUGGCAUUUAGAAAGUAUAUAAAUGAGACAAAAGAUUCAUGACUAUAUCCGGUUUUCGUAGUGCGUUUAGGAAUAUAUGAAAUGAGUUUUUCAUAAAUGGAUAAGGGAGCGUUUAAGUAUUACGUAAGGAAUUUUGGGGUG
Molecule: messenger RNA, 2369 nt
Organism: Pieris napi
Lineage: Eukaryota; Metazoa; Arthropoda; Insecta; Lepidoptera; Pieridae
Gene: Nt5c
Product: 5'-nucleotidase domain-containing protein 3
Exons: 10
Coding region: 213-1754 (513 amino acids)
Molecular function (GO): 5'-nucleotidase activity
Source: RefSeq, a predicted model, not a curated record